This is a messenger RNA of Glycine soja, 1032 nucleotides long. Its product is annotated as PLASMODESMATA CALLOSE-BINDING PROTEIN 3-like. The coding region runs from base 205 to 744 and encodes 179 amino acids. NCBI's taxonomy places the organism in Eukaryota, Viridiplantae, Streptophyta, Magnoliopsida, Fabales, Fabaceae. The transcript has 4 exons. The record is from RefSeq and is a predicted model, not a curated record.
AUUCCACCACACACCGUUUACACAACUUUCUUUCUUUUAUUGCUUCAAAAAUUCAAAAUCAAAAUCAUCUCUUUUAUUUAUUUUUAUAUUUUUGUCUUGGUGACUCUCAUUUUCUGAUCUCACACCACUUUCUCUCUCUUCUACUCUCUAGCAACCAUUCCAAAUAACCCCUUCUCUCUCCUUCCACCUCUAAAAAUCAGCAACAUGGCCUUGUUUGCUCUUGCAGUGCUUCUUUUAGCCUUCACUGGCUCUUCAAGUGCCACUUGGUGUGUUUGCAAGGAAGGAAGUGAUGCAAUAUUGCAGAAAACCUUAGAUUAUGCUUGUGGAGCUGGGGCUGAUUGUAACCCUUUGCAUCAGAAUGGCCCUUGUUUCCAACCCAACACUGUGAGAGCUCACUGUAACUAUGCAGUUAACAGCUAUUUCCAAAGGAAGGGUCAAGCACAAGGAUCCUGUGACUUUGCAGGAACCGCCACUGUUACUGCAUCAGAUCCCAGCACUGGAGGUUGUUCCUACCCUGCAAGCGCCAGCACUGCAGGCACUGCCACAACCAGUGGCACCACCACUUCCUUUCCAUACAGUUCCACCCCUGGAGUAUUGGGAGGGAUUGGCAGGGGUAUGGGCCCUUCUGGAAUUGGCACCAAUUCAAAUGAUAGCCAUGGUGGACUUAGACUUGUGGACACUAGUUUCUUCUUCAUGCCCCUCUUUUCAGCCUUGGUGAUGAUCAUGCUUCUUUGGUGGGGCUAAAAAAAGUGGUUACUAGCUUUUGCAUGACUUUGACCAUGUUAAUUAUCAUGAUGGACAAAUGUUGAUGUUGUAUUUUACUACGCAUAAAUGGGUAUGCAUGUGAGUCUAGUAAUUAGUUAUGUUCUUCUCUAGGUAUUUAAUUAAUUAGAGACAUUAGUUUUGGGUUACUUUUUAUAAUCACUAUUUUUCUCCUAACUUUACCUCUUCUACUUGGGUGAAAAGGGCUAAAUGGUUCUUUCCAAGUAGUGCUAAGGUGUUGCAAUGGACUCACUCUUUGCUUAUUGUGUA